CAGACGUGCCGCGUGACGCCGCGACGUAACCCAACGGUCCUAAUGGGGCGGGGCUUGUAAACAGAAAAUCUAAAUAAAGGGUCGUGCAGAAUUUUACUCCAAAGUAGCUCACUUUUUCUCCACUAGUAAGAGGUUAAUCUCGUGUGAUGCCGAUACGCCGAGUAGCAGCGACUCCUACCCCGGAGAAGGCCCCCUCUGCUGCAGCAGAGAAAGAGCCUCAGGCGUCCUCGGAGGAGUCUGCUGUCGCCGCCGAAGAGGAACCGGCCGCACCGUCUGCCGCUCCAAAGGAGGCGGAGGCAGAGCCCGCGGAGAACGGGGAGAAAGGCGACGAGCCCGCGGAGGAGAAGGCAGAAGAAAAGACGGAUAAGAAAGAGGACAAAUGCAAGGACUGCGCAGCUGGACAGUGUGCAACACACUGCUAUGUUCUCCUACUAAGGUUGAAGGAUGGCUACAAGUCCGCGAAAGCCAAAGGCAAGAAGGUGAAAAGGACGAUUCCUGCGUGGGCCACCGUCGCCGCCGGCAAAAAGCUUCCCAUCGCCACCUUUGCAGGCAACAACAGAGUGGAUAACAUUCUCAUCGAAGCCAUCACGUCUUCUAAUGACAAGUCUGGAGUUUCAUACCAGUGCUUCAUGAAGUACAUUCAGAAAAAGUACCCGGAGAUGGAGCUCGAAAAUAAGAAGUUUCUCAUCAAGAAAGCAAUGAAGAAGCAUUUGGAGAAGGGAACUAUCAAACAGCUCACGGGGAAAGGCCUUUCAGGAACCUUCGCCAUCGGGAAGAUCUCCGCCUCUCCUAAGAAAGCAGCCGUGAACGUGGAGGCUCUGGGAGACGCUCUUCCCCUCAUCAUCACUCGGCUCUGUGAGCCCAAAGAAGCCUCCUACUACAUGAUUAAGAAAUACCUGGAGCAGCACUUCCCCACCUUAAACAUCCAAAACAGGCCGGAUGUACUCAAGUCCGCCCUGGUGAAGGCGGUGGAGAGGGGGCAUCUGGAGCAAAUCACUGGGAAAGGAGCCAACGGCACAUUCCAGCUGAAGCGCGCCGGCAAUCAGGUCCUGCUGAAGGGCAGCAGCUUGGAGGACGCCAUCACAGCCGCCAUCACCGCCAUGAACGAACCCAAAACCUGCAGCACCACCACUCUGCGCAAAUACCUAGUGGACGCAAACAAGGACACGAAGGAGUACAGAUUAGUGGCCAGUCUGAGGAGAACCCUGACCAAGUGUAAAGUGCUCGGCUGGAUGGAGCAGAUCACCGGUCACGGCUUCACAGGAACCUACCAGCUCUCGUUCCCCUUCUACCCGAGCCCCACCAUCCUGUACCCAGACAAGUUCAACGACCAAUCAAAUAAAAAGCCGCCAGCCAGAGGGAGGCGGCCGGUUCAUUCUUCUUCAGAGGAGGAAGAGGAGGAGGAAGAAGAAGAAGAAGAAGAAGAAGAGUCUGAGGACGAAGCUCCCUCUCGGAAUAGAAAAUCUUCAAAGAAGAGGCCGCCACCCAAGGCCCCGCGCCCCCCUGCAGCCAAGAAGUCCCGGAGCUCUAGCAAGUCGAAAGCCAAAGGACGGGGACGCUCCCUCGCAAAGAAGUCUCCGGUCAAAAAGGCUGCGUCUCCGGUGAAGAAGGCGGCGUCUCCGGUCAAAAAGACAGCGUCUCCGGUCAAGAAGGCGGCGUCUCCGGUCAAGCGAGAGUGGAGGAAGCAGUCGGCCGCGACGAAGAAACCAACGCCGCCCCCUAAAGCCACGCCAGUGAAGAAGGCCCCCGCCGCAAAAAAGCCCCAAACGCCGGCCGUCAAGAAGCAGAGCAAAAGGGGGUCCAAGCGGCCGGCGUCCAGAGAAUCGUCCCCUGAGGAGGCCAUCGUCGCCAAGGAAACGACUAGGAGCGCGUCCAAGCGGUCGAAACCCGAGGACUCGCGGCCCGAGAAGCCCGCGGUUGGAAAGGCGGCGGCCAAAGGGGGGCCCAGGCGCUCCGCGCCCGAAAAGACAACCCCGGUAAAACCAGCAGUCAAAAAGGAGGCGGCGCCGGCCGCGGCGAGGGGCAGGAAGACGUCCACUCGCAAGACCAAGAGGGGGAAGUACUGAGCCCGGGACGGCCUCCCGCGGACUGGGCCGCUCUGAAGCUGCAGCAGUUUGCCGCUUCGUUUCAGCGCUCCGUUUCUCUCCCUUUUUAAGCGGCGGAGCAGUUUUCUUUCGUUUUGAUUUGUCAUUUCUGUUGUAGAAUAAGAAUGUUCUCUUUCCCAGUUUUGACUGUACACUGAACGUUUUGGGAUCUUUGUUUUUGAACCACCGUGUGUAGAGAAGCUCAGUUACCGUUGCUGUCGAAACAGAUGUGCGACCAGCUGCCAGGGACGGCGUGGUGUCUCCCCCCCCCCCCCCCCCCCCCCCCUCUCUAAACUGCGACUAGAGCCGUGUAGUGACCUCCGUUUUUAUAUCUGUUCGGCACCCACUCUUUAAUUGUUGGCAGCACACCUUCCUAAUAUCAAAUCAACCCUGAUGUCGGUGUUUAAGGGUUGAAAACAAAUGUCCUUAUUAAUUUAUAUGGGUUGGAAAGUUUAAAUGGUUCCCAAUAUUUUAUAAAACACAGAUUUUAACAUUGUUAACCUGUAUUGGGGGAUAAAACAAUGUUUUUCACUGUGCAGCCCUGCACAGGAAUUUGAAUUGUUAUCCAUCCUUUUUAAUUAUGAAUUAUUAUUUACAUAAUUUGAUAUUUGUUCAUUUUAAAACACUAAUUAAAUGCCCCCAGAAAAGAUUUUGCCCACAAGCUUGACUUAACAAAGUAGAAAACAUUGUUAGUAUUAAUUUUAAAGACUUAAGUGUCUAUAUCAAGCAAAUACAUUGAUUUUAUUGCUUCACAGCUGUAAUUCAGUACCAAACUGCAAGAGAUGUGUGUUCAUAAGGAAAAGGAGGACAUUGGUUCAUACACACCCUGCAUGCAAUGUAAUCUUGUGUUGUUAAGCUUCUUUUCCAGGUCAUUAAUAAAAUGGCUAUAUUUGUAAA
Gasterosteus aculeatus aculeatus (three-spined stickleback) is the source of this 2981-nucleotide messenger RNA. It is a transcript of the gene hp1bp3, whose product is annotated as heterochromatin protein 1, binding protein 3. Gene Ontology annotation, cellular component: chromosome; nucleus; nucleosome. The record is from RefSeq and is a predicted model, not a curated record. Gene Ontology annotation, molecular function: nucleosome binding; DNA binding. Gene Ontology annotation, biological process: heterochromatin organization; nucleosome assembly. NCBI's taxonomy places the organism in Eukaryota, Metazoa, Chordata, Actinopteri, Perciformes, Gasterosteidae.